Saprolegnia diclina VS20 is the source of this 933-nucleotide messenger RNA. RefSeq lists its product as hypothetical. NCBI's taxonomy places the organism in Eukaryota, Oomycota, Saprolegniomycetes, Saprolegniales, Saprolegniaceae. The transcript has 3 exons. The record is from RefSeq and is a predicted model, not a curated record. Bases 1 to 933 code for a protein of 310 amino acids.
AUGGCGGUGACGGACGACGCCAAGAAGGCGCGGAAGCGCAGUGCCGACAAGACGUACGCCGCUGCCAAUGCAGAAAGAAAGCGAGCGCGCGACAAGAUGUACUACGCUGCCAACAAGGAGAAGAUUCUACUCAAGGUCAAGGCAUAUCAGGCGGCCAACAAGGUGCAAAUGCGGAGCCGCAAGAAGGCCUACUACGCUGCCAACAAAGAGGCGCUCGUGGCCAAGAGCAAGGCGUACAAGAAGAUGCACCGAGCCCAAGAGCGCGUGAAGGCGAAGGAGUACCGCCAGAAGAACAAGCAAGUCCGCCAGGUCCAGGACAAGGCGUGGCGCAUGGCGAACCGGGCGUAUAAGAACGCAUACGACCGAGCCGUUCGGGCGAGAAAGAAGGUAAUCGCGGCUGGCAAGGUCCCACCACCGCUGCCCAAGCUCGCCGACUUUGGGGCGCAACGCAAAGCCUCUGGUCGCAUUGGUCCUGCGGCGUCAACGGAUGCGGCCUCAGAGCUUCCCGAAGAAGAAGACGACGCGCCCCAUCCCUUGGCCGCGACCACCAAGAAGGUCGGCAUGGUCACAUUCACCAACGAGCAUCCUUUCAACAUGCGCAAGCGUGGACCCGAGCCGUGUUGCGACGAGUGCGCCAAGUUCCAACCAAAUGCGCUCACGUCGGCCACCAACACGGUGAUUUUGGCGGGCACGUACCAGUGUACGUUUUGCCGCGACUGGACGUACUACAAACUCCACCGCAAGUACAAGCGCACCCGCGCCGACGCCCGCCUCGACGCUACCAACCCGGCGGGUGCGCGACAAAACAUACUCCACGAUGCCACCCGCGUUGCCGUCUCGCGCACGAUGCAGGAGCGCGAUGGUGACGUCAAGGUGCAAGUGCUCGCACGCCCCUUGCGUGAGCUCGAUGCCGUGCCCACUUGCUUACCCUAA